UUCUAUACAAAUUUAAUGUUGAUGGUAUUGCCCAUUUGUUUCUUGGUGUGAAUUAUAAUGUUUUUAUGGACUUCUAUAAGUUAUGGCUUUUAUUAGAAAUGAAUUAUAACUUUUGUGUUUUAAAAAAACAAUUUAGAUAGGGUAUAUUCAUGUAUUAGAUAUAAGGUGUUUGUUUUAAUGUUUCUAAGAGCUAAUUCUUGAGUUUUUGAAGGAUUUGAGAAACUGAGUAUGUAAAUCUUCAAAAAAGAAAAAAUUACAAACUACUUCCCGUGGUUUCAAUUUAAGUGUCUUACUUUCCUUUUUAGUAUGUCCCAGAAAGAGUGCCUCUUUCUAUAUUUAGUAAGUUGGCAAUUCAAACACCCUACAUGACAAGUUUAUAAUCCCAAGAUUCAAACGAUGUUUUCGUACAUUAUACGUAUCUUUAAUUUAGGACCAUAACAUUCAAAAGUUUCUCUUUAUUUUUUAAACUGCGUGCCUAAUCAUACUAAUACACUUAAAUUGGGACGGAGGGAGUAUCUUUUUUUUUUUUUGGUGGCCAAAACAGUUCAAACAAACAUUUCUUACAAACACUCAUAUGCAAACUCAGUUUUUGGAAGCUCCACCUUGUUACUUUGUUGAAAGCUUUUAACAGAUUAGGUGAUUUUAUCCAAUUUUGGUGGUCUGAGAUUAUUCAUUUGUUGGAACAUAAGGAGUUGACUGUUACUAUAAUGCUAUAAUGAUGGGAAGCCAUUGCUAAAGAUGAAAAGACAAGGAGCAUUUGAGGGGUCGUCAUUUGUAUAUAUCGGGAUGUGGAACCCUUGUGCAGGCAGGAAGAUAAUGUUCAGAUCAUCCCUUCUAAAGGCUGUGUCUAAACAGCUUAGUUAUCAUCCAGCUGUCACUAAACAGCUCUGUCGUCAUCCUUUCCAGUUUCAUUCAGAGAGAGGAAUGCACAGAAGAAAUAAGAAGGCAAUGGAGUUCAUAGCUAAAGGGUGGAAUGCUCUGCAGGAAGUUGAUAGAGUAAUUGAUUACUGUGAGAUGAAUGACAAACGUCUCAUUCCUUCACUUAAGACAGCAAAGGAGAAUUUUGAGUUGGCCCUGGAAGCAGACAACUCAAAUACGCAUGCGAGAUAUUGGCUUUCAAAACUUCAUCUCAAGUACCAUGUCCCUGGGGCAUGCAAAGCUGUAGGGGCUGCUUUGUUGGUGGAAGCUGCAGAGAUGGGUGAUCCAGAAGCUCAAUUUGAAUUAGGUUGCCGUUUAAGAGUUGAGAAUGAGUAUGUGCAAUCAGAUCAGCAGGCAUUUUACUACUUGGAGAAGGCUGUUGACCAGUUGCAUCCAGGUGCACUUUACCUCUUAGGUGCUGUGUAUCUUACUGGGGAUUGCGUGAAAAAAGAUGUUGGCUCUGCAUUGUGGUGCUUCCAUAGAGCAUCUCAGAAGGGUCAUGCUGGAGCAGCUGUAGCUUGUGGAUCCCUUCUACUCACAGGUGUGGAACUUCCAGAAUCAAUAACAAAAUUUUAUAUGAAGAGGGGGGCCUCAAGCAGAAUAUCAAAGAGGAAUGGAAUUGAUCCUGAGCUUAAUCCGAUUGAUCUGGCCCGAGAACAAUUUGAAAUUGCUGCAAAAGCAGGAUCUGACCUUGGAUUUAGAUGGUUACAAAGACUUGCCGAGGAAUUGAAAUGUCUGCAGUCUUCCUAGUUUAUGAAUAUCAGAGACUCUAAAAGAGUCUAUUGAUUAUGUACCUACGUGGAAAAGUUUGAAACUAUACAUCUGAUGCUACAUCUCGUAUUCGUUCAUUUUAGAUUGAGAUUGUGCUGGGAAACAGUGAGAAAUUCGAUGAUGAGUCAAUGGCUGCUGCAACUGAAAUAUCUUGGGAAUGAUGAGAAACAGAGUCAAGCUUGAUGAGAAACAGAGUCAAGAGCAAGCUGUGUUUUCUUCAUUUUUUUGUUGUAUGUCCUUAAUUAGGAAAAUAUGAACUUUUGGAGUCAGCUUUUUGGUGCAAGAAAAGAAGAGGGAAUUUGUUAGGGAUAUAUUGUUUUCUGCUAGGGAAGUGUUUUUUGCUUAACAUCUUUGGCCUUUUUGCUGAAUGUAUAUUAUGGCUUGAUCAUGGAAUGCUGAAAAGUGAAUAAGAGAUGAUUGAUUGUUUCUCUUAAA
This is a messenger RNA of Lycium barbarum (goji berry), 2124 nucleotides long. RefSeq lists its product as uncharacterized. The record is from RefSeq and is a predicted model, not a curated record. Bases 739 to 1668 code for a protein of 309 amino acids. Lineage: Eukaryota; Viridiplantae; Streptophyta; Magnoliopsida; Solanales; Solanaceae. Gene Ontology annotation, molecular function: protein binding. The transcript has 9 exons.